AUGGACGCGCCCGAUGGAAGGUAUUCUUCCGGGGAGUUCAUCUCUGUGUUGUUUAGUGUGCUCUUCAUGUCGCGUGUCUGUUUGUUCAUCUCAUCGUUUGAUUCUGUCUUAUUUCUCGUGAUUCGCUUUUUAUUCUCUUCCAUUCACAAGGAACUGUGUCCGUGGCAAAUGUCGACCGUUCGGAUGAGCAAUGGAUUACAUUCACAGCUAGAAGAGUUCCUAUCUGAGGUGGAUUCCAUCAACCCUUUUACCAAUGAUCAUGCCGUUGAAACCGCUCCUGGAUGCGAGUGGGUCGUUCGGUUAGAUCCAAUCACCAAGUCAUCCACUUAUCAUCACAUUCGAUCGGGGGAGAUCAGCUCGGUAAUGCCUGAAGAAUACAAGCGCUAUUUAUCCACAUUCGACGCGUUUCUCGGUGGCUCCGACGAUGAGGCUGUUAAUUCACAACAGACAAACUCCGGCGGAGGACCAACACUCUCUUCCCCACGGACGCGACAAAAUUCCACCAAGAAGAAUGAGUCAUCUGAGCAGCCUACAUCAGGGCUUGACGGACUAUCUGGGAUCAUUGGAUAUGGUGAUUCCUCAGAUACAGACAGCGAUCGGGAGAGCAAAAGUCGUUCUGUAAAAGUCACAGAGAUACAUGAGACCACGCACACUCCGGACCAACCAAGCGGUUUCAGUUUAUCUGCAUCUUCUCCAGUAAAUCAUUUACCAGACUCCACUUCACAAGACCAAUCUUUUAUCGGCCCAACUCUCCCUCCAAACCGUUUGUCCGCUACUGAGCGAAGCCCCUCACCUACUUGGGCUUGCCAAAAUCAGCAGCACAGACCAAAGAAAUCAGCUUUGGAGGCGUCGGCCCGAACUCUGCUCGAUCAGUUCACCGCUUUGGAGUUUAAUUCAGACUCGCUGGAUGCUCUUCGGACACGUUACAUACAACUAAUGACCCGAUUCGAAGACUGGCUCUGUGGCAAGCUUUCCUCUAAUUAUUUUUGGCAAAAACUUAGAGAAGCGGAAGCCGAACUGAGAAAUUACGCUUCCUCGAACCUUCCACGCCCUUGGAGCUGUCACUGGGAUAGAAGCACCAAGCGAUUCUACUAUGAGAAUCGUGCAGAUUCCAUUUACCAGUGGGACCGACCACGUGAACAUCCGAAAACAACCAAAAAACGGGAAAAGAGACGAUCUCAUGUAAAGCUUGUCGACUAUGAUGUACUGGAUCAGCAUUCGUGGCUUGAAUCUCCACCGACAAUAAAAUCCAAAGAUCCCAAGCCUCCUGUGGACGCAGUGAUGUCUUCACACUCCAGUCCCAAUCGGAGCAUGUCCUCUCCGUUCAAUAUCCACGACACGGCUACGCACAACAAAAUGGAUGUUUUCCAAGACGCGUCUGGGGCAAAGAAGGCCCACCUGAUAUCCCAGUUGGCCGAGUUCGAACUAGCCUGUCAGCAGCUGGAAAAAGAGUUGGACUUUUCCCGAACAACGUGUACAAUAAUCUACGAUCCGGUCAGCUCUCCUCGUGUCGUGUCUCUGGUGCAGGCUACUUCCGAGGACUCCGACUCUAUGGAACAACAAGAAAUCAGCUGUAACACCCUUUCGACGCCUAGCUACCAUGCCACGCGAAGUAAGCACGUGGGCUGGGAUACUGCCAGGUUGCCCAAGCCUAGACAGGGGAAGUCGAGAGGCAGAGGUCGGGUUCGAACCGCGGACUUCGGGUCAGUAAAUCCGCACUCUAACCACUUGAGCCAUCUCGCCCCCUUUGUGAAUAGUCUGGGUGGUUGA
Messenger RNA from Opisthorchis viverrini, 1770 nucleotides. RefSeq lists its product as hypothetical. NCBI's taxonomy places the organism in Eukaryota, Metazoa, Platyhelminthes, Trematoda, Opisthorchiida, Opisthorchiidae. The transcript is spliced from 8 exons. Gene Ontology annotation, molecular function: protein binding. The coding region runs from base 1 to 1770 and encodes 589 amino acids. The record is from RefSeq and is a predicted model, not a curated record.